AAAUCUUUCUCGGCGCGGGCCGUGUCGCGCUCCCACCAGCGUGCAGAGCACAUCCUGAAAAACCUGCAGCAGGAGGAGGAGAAGCGGCGUCUUGGGCGCGAGGCCAGCAUCAUCACAGCCAUCCCCGUGGCCCAGGAGGCCUGCUACGAACCCACCUGCAGCCCCCCGCCCGAGCAGGAGGAGGAAGAAGAAGAGGUCAAUCUGGCGUCUCGCCGCAUGUCCGUCACUCCGUCCUGCACCUCCAGUAACUCUCACAGGAACUACUCCUUCCGCCGCGGCUCCGUGUGGUCAGUCCGCUCCGUGGUCAGCGCCGAGGAUGAGGAGAACACUACGGAGCACACGCCCACUCAUCACAUGCUGCAGCCCCCCCAGGCCGUCUUCCCAGCAUGCAUCUGUGCACUGUCUUACCCAUAGUGCACCUGAUGGAGGACGGGGAGGUGCGAGAGGACGGUG
Messenger RNA from Oncorhynchus masou masou (cherry salmon), 453 nucleotides. RefSeq names its product protein unc-80 homolog. The annotation marks the transcript as partial. The transcript is spliced from 3 exons. Gene Ontology annotation, biological process: monoatomic cation homeostasis. NCBI's taxonomy places the organism in Eukaryota, Metazoa, Chordata, Actinopteri, Salmoniformes, Salmonidae. The record is from RefSeq and is a predicted model, not a curated record. Gene Ontology annotation, cellular component: axon; cation channel complex. Gene Ontology annotation, molecular function: monoatomic cation channel activity.